Molecule: messenger RNA, 1268 nt
Organism: Mesoplodon densirostris (Blainville's beaked whale)
Lineage: Eukaryota; Metazoa; Chordata; Mammalia; Artiodactyla; Ziphiidae
Gene: PAGR1
Product: PAXIP1 associated glutamate rich protein 1
Exons: 3
Coding region: 504-1268 (254 amino acids)
Source: RefSeq, a predicted model, not a curated record
CCUAUCUGCGCAUGUGCAAGCCUUCCCUUGCUUUCCUCUUCCAAGUAGCUUUGACUAAAACUGAGCCUCCCGCGCGAUCUCUGUGCGCCUGCGUACUGUGACCCUGCGCAGCCCGGGAGGCGGGCCUUAGCUCCUAGGUGCGUAUGGCAGCUGAGGUGGCGAAACUUCGAGUUCUGGGGAGAGGGUGCCGGAUCCAGGUGUAGAGAGGGGCGGUAUCAAGGCGAGAAGAGCGGGUCCGCCCCCUCCCGCCUGGAAAGUGGUUUCUGCCGGUCCCUGGGAACACCGGAGUACCGGAUCUCGAUCCGUGGGGGCGGGGUCCUUGGAGGGGACGGAGCGCCCCCUCUUGGGAACAGGCGGUCUAUCCGCAGGGACUGCUGUUGGAGCCUGAUUGGUUAGAGAGACAUUCCCUAAACCCCUGGGGAGCCCAACCCUUGGGGUUGGGGGAUCCCCAGCUCAGUACUCCAGCAUCUCCUAUCAUCGCAGGGCCCCUUCCCUAGUGACAUAUGUCCCUUGUCCGGGGCCAUGGAGACAUUGCAGUCACCACGGCGGCGCCUCUGUCUGAAGAAGGGGAAGUGACCUCCGGCCUCCAGGCUCUGGCCGUGGAGGAUACCGGAGGCCCCUCUGCUUCGGCCGAUCAAGCCGAGGAAGAGGGGGAAGGAGGCCGGGAGGAGGCUGAGCAUGAGGGGUCCGGGGCCGAGGAGGUGCAGGGAGAAGCCCCCAGCACUGAGGGGGAAGAGCAUGCCAAGGGAGAAUCCGAGGACUGGUGCGUGCCCUGCAGCGAUGAAGAGGUGGAGCUGCCCGCGGAUGGGCAGUCCUGGAUGCCACCCCCCUCGGAAAUCCAAAGGCUCUAUGAACUGCUGGCUGCCCACGGUACCCUGGAGCUACAGGCUGAGAUCCUACCCCGCCGGCCACCCACACCUGAGGCCCAGAGUGAAGAGGAGAGAUCCGAUGAGGAGCCAGAGGCCAAAGAGGAGGAAGAGGAAAAACCGCACAUGCCCACAGAAUUUGACUUUGAUGAUGAGCCAGUGACACCAAAGGACUCCCUGAUUGACCGGAGACGCACCCCAGGAAGCUCAGCCCGGAGCCAGAAACGGGAAGCGCGCCUGGACAAGGUCCUCUCAGACAUGAAGCGACACAAGAAGCUGGAGGAGCAGAUCCUUCGUACUGGCAGGGACCUCUUCAGCCUAGACUCAGAGGAUGCCAGCCCCACCAGCCCCCCGCUCCGGUCCUCAGGAAGUAGUCUCUUCCCCCGGCAGCGGAAAUACUGA